ACUAAUGAAACCUCCCACAAACCGACAUUUACACCCUUCCAUGGAAGCUGAAGUUAUAAUAACUGUCCUAUUAGGCAGUGUGGUGCUCAGUCCAUGUCAGUUCACAGGUCCCCCCUCCUCUGAUCGCCCCUGAUCCCCCUAUGGAAAUAUCAAUGAAGAGCGUUGGCUCUGUCCCUGCCAGAGUUUCUUCUAUGGAACAGGAGGAGUUGGAGAGGGAAGGUAUAAAGUUAAAGGAAGAUCUGAAGUUCUAUUUUAUGAGCCCAUGUGACAAGUACAGGGCUCGGCGCCAAAUACCCUGGAAACUCGCCUUGCAGGUUCUCAAAAUUGUUAUGGUAACAACACAGCUGGUUCUGUUUGGGUUGAGCAACCAACUAGUGGUUUCCUUCAAGGAAGAGAACACAAUGGCCUUCAAACACUUGUUUCUCAAAGGAUAUACUGGCAUAGAUGAAGAUGACUACAGCCUCACAGUUUACACUCAGGAAGAUUUCUACACCAGUAUGUUUUAUGUGGUUGAUCAGUACCGUCGCAUAGACAAUCUUUCACUUGGUACGGUCAGCUAUGACAAUAAUGAAAAGAGGAAAGGGCUGAAGAUCUGUAAGCAGCAUUAUCGCAAAGGGUCCAUACAUCCUUCCAAUGACACCUUCUAUAUAGACCCCACUGUGGAGACAGAAUGUCUACACAUAUCGCAGGAAAUGCUAAUGACCAACCACGCCUAUGACCUGCUGCGGGCCAAUUCGUCCUUCUUCAGCAUAGAGUUCUACAGACUUAUUAAAGUGGACAUCUCCUUCAGGCUGAAUGGCAUUGACCUUCAAACCAUACAGGUCCGUGAGCUGCCAGAUUGCUACAUGUUUCACAACAAGAUAACGUUUGAUAACCAGGCUCAUAGUGGAAAGGUGAAGAUCUUCUUUGACAGCGAUGCUACUAUUCAGGAAUGCAAGGACUGGCAUAUAUCUGGUUCCACUCAGAAGAACACUCACUACAUCCUGGUGUUCGAUGGUUUUGUUAUCCUGACCUGCUUGACAUCUCUUAUUCUGUGUACGCGUUCCAUUGUCCUGGCUAUAAAACUACAAAGAAGAUUUGUGCGUUUUUUCCUGCAUAAAUAUAACAGACGCGUAUGUUCAGCUGACCGGCUGGAAUUUAUCAAUGGCUGGUAUGUCAUGGUCAUCAUCAGCGAUCUGAUGACAAUCAUUGGAUCAGUAAUGAAGAUGGAGAUCAAAGCCAAGAACUUGACCUCCUAUGAUGUGUGCAGCCUGCUCCUCGGAUCGUCCACCUUGUUGGUUUGGGUUGGCGUUAUUCGGUAUCUGGGCUACUUCCAAAAAUAUAACGUUCUCAUAUUGACCAUGCAGGCGUCCUUACCCAAAGUCUUAAGAUUUUGCUGCUGUGCAGGAAUGAUCUACCUCGGGUACACCUUCUGUGGCUGGAUUGUGCUAGGACCAUACCAUGAGAAGUUUGAAGAUCUGAACACCGUAGCCGAGUGCCUCUUCUCGUUGCUCAAUGGUGAUGACAUGUUCGCCACGUUUGCACAGAUCCAGCAGAAGAGUACCUUUGUGUGGCUGUUUAGUAGACUGUACCUCUACUCCUUCAUCAGCCUGUUCAUCUACAUGAUUCUAAGCCUGUUCAUUGCACUCAUCACCGACUCCUAUGAAACCAUUAAGAAAUAUCAGCAGACUGGUUUCCCGUCAACAGACCUGCAUGAAUUUCUGCACAGUGGGGAUGGCAUAUUGGAAUAUGGGAAGGAGCCAGAGAAGAGACGAGCGCACACCUUUCCCUUUAAUUGCUGCUUUCCAAGACAACAUGAUGAAAACGACUUUAUGCUUAUAAACUGAUGAAGGAUCCAGUAUUGACAAUUAACUUAUUUUCACAAAGGACAUUACUGGGCUCUCUUAUAUUGCACCGGGUGGAACACUACAAUUGAAUGGAUUGGCAUGGUCUGUUGUGUUCUCAAUUGCCUUCUUAAGAAAGAAUGAAAUUUGUAAUUUAAUUUAUUUUCACAAUACGGUUGUGGUAGGUGGACUUGUCACUGAGUACUGCCGGGGACAUCUUCAGACAAUCGGUGCAUGAUGAUGAGUCUAUGUCCCCUCCAUUAUCUUCUGCAGUGGAGAGUAAAGAUUGGUGCCUGGGUACAGGAGUCCUCCCUGGCCAAGCUCUGAUGUCGGAGCUUACCCAGGUGGAUGAUGUCACUUCCUACUCGCAUGACCAUGUUGGAGCCUGACGAUGGGCUGCUCCAGCCCGAGCGCAGUCACAUUUCUCCAUGAAAGCCUGCUAUAAAAAACACUGAAAAACGUACUAUGUUGGCGCAAUGAAGUAUGGGCUGCAAUGGAGUGAGGAGAAGAUGAAGAAGCACUGUCAGGCUGGUAUACCUUUCUAGGGAGUUGGGCUGUCAAUAAACAGUGUCACUUUCCCUAAUUGUACAAAGUGACAGUGUCCCUUUACUAAUACAGAGUUUUAAAUGGUUGCUCUUGUUUUAUAAUCAAUGGGGUCCUUGGAAAGUGGAGCAAAAAAAAAAAAAAAUAGGUCUGCCUAAGCUACUGUUGGCUUUUGUUUUCCGAUCUGCACUGGAGAAUUAAAUCCUGGAUAUGUAUGCGACGCUCAACAUUGCCAUAUUGUCCUUUUUUGUAUUUUUUUCCUCUAACUUUUGUUAGUUAGUUGACCCCAGUGCCCUGUAUUCUUUUUCGUGUUUUCUGCACUGUUGUUUUUCUGCUGUUUACAGAGAAAUCUUUAUUUUUAUGACACUGAAUAAUUUAUAAAUGUGGUUUAUUUUCCUGAA
Molecule: messenger RNA, 2767 nt
Organism: Rana temporaria (common frog)
Lineage: Eukaryota; Metazoa; Chordata; Amphibia; Anura; Ranidae
Gene: MCOLN2
Product: mucolipin TRP cation channel 2
Exons: 14
Coding region: 141-1826 (561 amino acids)
Cellular component (GO): plasma membrane; lysosomal membrane
Molecular function (GO): NAADP-sensitive calcium-release channel activity
Source: RefSeq, a predicted model, not a curated record